This is a messenger RNA of Hyla sarda, 2236 nucleotides long. RefSeq names its product nuclear receptor subfamily 0 group B member 2-like. Gene Ontology annotation, biological process: negative regulation of transcription by RNA polymerase II. The record is from RefSeq and is a predicted model, not a curated record. The transcript has 2 exons. The coding region runs from base 719 to 1513 and encodes 264 amino acids. NCBI's taxonomy places the organism in Eukaryota, Metazoa, Chordata, Amphibia, Anura, Hylidae. Gene Ontology annotation, molecular function: transcription corepressor activity; transcription factor binding. Gene Ontology annotation, cellular component: nucleus; cytoplasm.
UAUUCAUUUAUUCUUGUUUUUUUGGAAAUGAUCCCAGUCUAUAAUGUUAAAGGAUUCUCUAACACAAACAUAAUGCAAUGUGACAUAUUGCAACAUCUUUCCCAAACUUUAUAUCUUACAAACCUUUUUUAACCAGUGAAUGGCUAGAACUGUCCUAUAGACUCACUUACAAGUGGGGCACACCACAAGCUGUACAUUAUGUGUGGUCAAACAAUUCUCAACAAGAAGUGACAGUAUCAGUAAUAUCUUUUAAAUGACAAAAUAAUCUUAAAAGAUUGUGCAACAAAGCUAAAAUAGCAAGCCAUUAUUAAGUAGUUUUUCUGUACUUUGUGGUCUGGCAAUUGCUCUUUCAAGGUCUGAUUAGGCAGCCUCAGAAUGGCAGGAAUACAUUGAGUGCUGGCAGCCUCUAAGUGUCCUUGAUAUCAUGGCACAGCUUUCCACCAUAUCAGAGUGAUAUGAGCAGGUAAACAACACACUUUCUUACUGUUCUUUUCCUAUCUGUGAUCAGUCACUCAUUCAGAUAAUUUUAACUCUUUCAGAUAGGACAAAACCACACCUUAAAUGAUUAUGAAUGAAAACACUCUAGUAAGAAUAAAGUUCAAGGCAACUCUAACACACCACAUGGUCACAUUACUGCUGAGCAUAUAAAAGAUCACAUCCUCUACUAAUGACACAGGGAGACUGAACUGUUUCACAUCAAUCCAGGUACAACACUAAAAUGGCUUGUAGGUCUGAAAGACCAGGAACAUGUCAAUGCAAACUAGAUCCAGUCAACAGUAUUCUUUUCCAAAUGCUUAAUUCAGGAAGCACGGCAAGAACAAAUCUUCACCAACACAUCUGUAACCCAAACAGGGGAUGUCCGUGUGAUGGCAACCGGAAAGUGAUACUCAAGAAUCCUGAUGUUAUCUGCAAAAAAGCAUCAGAAGUCUUAUUAAAGACCGUGACUUUUAUAAGAAAUUUACCGUCCUUCUAUCAGCUGCUCCAGGAUGACCAGAUCCUGCUAGUAAGGAAGUGCUGGGUUCCACUUUUUGCCUUAGGAUUGGCUCAAGAGAAAGUUGAUUUUGAAUGGGAAGAGCUUUCUAUGCCCAGUCUAUUAAAGAAAAUACUGCUAAAUCAGUCAUCUAAUGCUGGUGAGAUCACAUUUCCAUCAGAUGCUGGAGUGCCCUAUAAAGAAGUGCAAAGACUGCAGAUGUUUCUUCACAAACUCUGGAGCUUGGACAUUUGCACAAAGGAAUAUGCCUACCUAAAAGGCAUGGUGCUGUUUAACCCAGGAAUCAAAGGUAUGAGAUUCCCCCAGUAUGUUUAUACCCUACAACUGGAGGCUCAACAAACAUUGAUGGAGUUCACAUCAAUGAUGCAGAACAUGAGUCAAGGCCGUUUCACAUGGAUGCUGGAGGCCCUGGACAUUCUAAAAGCCAUUGAUUCUGAAGUUAUCACAGAACUUUUUUUUAGACCAAUCUCUGGGGAGAUUAAUUUGGAAGAUUUAUUGCUUGAAACACUAUUUUUCAGCUAGAAUGAAAUGCUAACGAAUCUAAAAAUGUGAAUUCAUUUGUUAUAAGUUAAAUAAGUAUGUUAUUACAGAAUAACUUGCUACACAAAAAAAAAAAAAAACAAGCUAGAUAUUGCUUUAGAAAAUAUGUUGGUAUUUCCUGCUGAUAAAUUGGUAGAGGAGCACUAUAUGCAGGAUUAUCUAUAUAUAAAUAAGGCAAUGCAAAAUGCACAUUUAGACGAAAAAGCUUCAAUUGCUUUGAACAAGCACCUGAGAUCAACCAGAGCUGAUAUCUUCUAUAGGAAAGUAACAGGGAGUGGAUCUGUCAAAUCAAAAAGGCCCAACAACAUUUAAAUGGGUCGUCCAGGAUUAGAAAAAUGCUGCUGAUUAAAAAUGAGAAAAAUGCAGCUUAAAAUACGGUUGAGCUGAGCUGCAAUACCAGAUACAACCAGUGGUGAGAAGUGGUGCAGUUUUUGCAAGAAGAAAGCAUUUUUCUAAUCCUGGACACGAUUUUAAAAGGAGUUGCACAAAGCUUUAAAAGAAACUGACAUUAUUCAUGCCCAUUUAAAGCCAAUGUAUAUUUGUGUUGUAUAUGCCUGUAUUUAGGCUUGUAUAAUGAAUGUCUCUAGUUUGUGUUAUUCCCUUAUUCCUAUUACUAUUUAGGGAUCUAUUAAAACCUUAUGUGGGAUCUAUGAAUGUUGCACUUUUCACAAAAUAAUGUUUAUUUAUUUAUUUUUAAUAUUAUUA